Messenger RNA from Striga hermonthica, 435 nucleotides. NCBI's taxonomy places the organism in Eukaryota, Viridiplantae, Streptophyta, Magnoliopsida, Lamiales, Orobanchaceae. The record is from the annotation of a GenBank genome assembly.
AUGGACGGCUAUAAACCAGUGGCUACUCCCAUGGUUGCAAAUGAAAAAUUCAGCAAAGACGACGACACCCCAAAUGCAGACACAUCCAUAUACCGAAGUCUGAUUGGAAGCCUGCUAUAUUUAACGACCACAAGACCAGAUAUCAUGUACGCAACAAGUCUACUCUCAAGACUCAAGACUGGUGGCUACACAGACAGUGACUGGGCUGGAUCAGCUGAUGACAUGAAAAGCACCUCUGGCUACACAUUUUCUCUUGGCUCACGCAUAUUCUCGUGGUCAUCUAAAAAGCAAGACUGUGUGGCGCAAUCAUCAGCAGAGGCCGAAUACGUCGCAGCAGCACUAAUGACAAGUCAAGCUAUUUGGCUUAGGCGUAUUCUUGGAUACAUGGGAGAACACCAAAAAAGUCCAACAGAGAUAUUGUGCGACAACAAAUAA